Acomys russatus (golden spiny mouse) is the source of this 1816-nucleotide messenger RNA. It is a transcript of the gene Ier5l, whose product is annotated as immediate early response 5 like. The coding region runs from base 88 to 1308 and encodes 406 amino acids. The record is from RefSeq and is a predicted model, not a curated record. The transcript has a single exon. Lineage: Eukaryota; Metazoa; Chordata; Mammalia; Rodentia; Muridae.
CCGGCGACCAGCUUGAGGCACAAGCAGCAGCAGCAUUCGUAGCAGCAGCAGAGGCGGCUGCUCCGCCGCCCGCGUCUCCGCGGGAGCAUGGAGUGCGCCCUGGACGCCCAGAGCCUGAUCAGCAUCUCCCUGCGCAAGAUCCACAGCUCCCGGACCCAGCGCGGCGGCAUCAAGCUACACAAGAACCUCCUGGUGUCCUACGUGCUCCGCAACGCGCGCCAGCUCUACCUGAGUGAGCGUUACGCCGAGCUCUACCGGCGCCAGCAACAGCAGCAGCAGCAACAGCAGCCGCCCCACCACCAGCACCAGCACCUCGCUUACGCGGCGCCCGGAAUGCCGGCCAGCGCGGCCGACUUCGGCCCGCUCCAACUUGGCGGCUGCGGGGACGCGGAGGCGCGCGAGCCGGUCGCCCGGCACCAGCUGCACCAGCUCCACCAGCUCCACCAGCUGCACCUCCAGCAGCAGCUGCACCAACACCAGCACCCGGCGCCGAGGGUCUGCGCGGCGGCGGUGGCGGUGGCCGGGGCGCCCGCGGGCUGCGCGGGGGCGCUCUCGGAACUGCCCGGGUGCGCCGCGCUCCAGCCGCCGCACGGCGCGCCCCACCGCGGGCAACACUUGGAGCCGCUGCAGCCCGGUCCUGCGCCGCUGCCGCCGCCCGCGCCCGCCACUCUCUGCCCGCGGGACCCUCGCGUCCCGGCCGCCUGCUCUGCGCCCUCGGCGCCUCCGGGGACUGCCCCUCCGACCGUCGCCGCCUCCUCUCCACCCGCUUCUCCAGCCCCUUCCUCGUCUCCUGGCUUCUACCGGGGCGCGUACCCGGCCCCUUCGGACUUCGGCGUGCACUGCAGCAGCCAGACCACCGUGCUGGACCUGGACACUCACGUGGUGACCACGGUGGAAAACGGCUACUUGCACCAGGACGGCUGCGCCUCCGCCCACUGCCCCUGCUGUGGCCAGGGCGCUCCGGGACCCGGCCUGACGUCCGCCGCUGGUUGCAAGCGCAAGUAUUACCCUGGCCAGGAGGGAGAGGACGAGGAGGAGGAGGACGCGGGCGACCUGGGAGCCGAGCCCCCCGGGGGCGCCCCGUUCGCCCCCUGUAAGCGCGCCCGCUUCGAGGACUUCUGCCCGGACUCGUCCCCGGACGCGUCCAACAUCUCAAACUUGAUCUCCAUCUUUGGCUCGGGCUUCUCGGGGCUGGUGAGCCGACAGCCGGACUCCUCAGAGCAACCGCCGCCGCUCAACGGGCAGCUGUGCGCCAAGCAGGCGCUCGCCAGCCUCGGCGCCUGGACUCGAGCCAUUGUCGCCUUCUAGGGACCCCCGAGGGCUUGGGGACCCUGAGCCCCGCGGGGCUGGGGCCAGACAAAGACUCGGCCAAGGGGCGAUAGGGAGAGAGCGGGUCCCGGCCACUCGGGGCUGAGCUGGGGGCGAGCAGAGGCUCAUGUUUUAUAAAUUGUAAAAUAAAAAAAAAAAAAUCUAAAAAUCUUGGACUUUAUUUUUGCAGAGAAAAAGCGCCUAUUUAAGUAUGCUUUGUGUUUCUCUUACUCUUUUUCCCCCCUUUUUAUUGUACUGAUUGCAGUGGUGUUUAGCGAGGAGCCUGCCACGUGAGGCAGGGCUGCUGCCCGGAGGAGGUGCCGGGCUGCCGGGGGCGAGGCUGGGUGCCGGGGCGCGCCGAGGGCGCAACGCAGGAGAGCGUGGGGCCCAGGACGCCGGUUCCAAUCAGUUGUCAGAGCUGGGAAGCCCGACGUUCCGCUCUCCUGAGUGCCUCUCGGGGUGAGGAACGGGUCUUGUGAAACCCUGAGGAAAAAAAAAAAAAAACAAA